AAUUAUUUUUUCAGAGAGAGACUGCUGCAGUGCCUUCUAUUGGGUCCCGGAAGAAAGGACUGGAACGAGAGUUAGUCAGUAAUACUCAUCCUUCACCGCCAUCAUGGUGCUUAGUGUCCUCCAGAAACAGCUCAGGGUGCUUCCUCUUUUUGAGCAUGCCACUAUUCCCACCAAGGAGAAAUUUGCUUUGAAGGCAUAUCUGGACCAUAAUUUUCAAGGACUUGGUGUUCUUGGACGUGGUCAGCUUUUCUCCCUCUUUCAUGCAGAACACCUAGUGGAGGCCACCAAGCUGUAUGAGGUGCUAAUUAAGGCUGAAACAUUCGAGGAGUUUCUGGAUUUGUGCCACCAGGUACGCGAUUUUGUCAAUGAAGGUCUUUACGUAUAUGCCUUGUCUGUUGCUUUGCUUCAUCGUCCAGAUUGCAAGGGAGUAACCCUCCCACCCAUCCAGGAGAUUUUCCCUGACAAGUUUGUACCUGUGCAGACUUUUAACCAUGCCUUGAAGGAAGCCUUCAGAGAACCUGACAAGGAGAAAGAGAUCAUUGUUGACAUGGAAACAACUGGCAAUAUUCGCGACCCAGAGUAUAACUUAUCCUACUACCGAGAGGAUAUCGGAAUCAAUGCUCAUCAUUGGCAUUGGCAUCUGGUGUAUCCUGCCACCUGGCGGCCAGAAGUAACUGGUAAGGUUAAAGACAGGAAAGGAGAAUUGUUCUAUUACAUGCACCAACAGAUGUGUGCUAGAUACGAUUGUGAGAGACUGUCGAAUGGUAUGCCUAGAAUGGAACCCUUCCACGACUUCCACAGCCCCUUGGAAGGCUACUCAUCCCAUUUGACCUCUCUGAUGAACGGCAUGCCCUACCCUUCACGACCUAAUGACCUAACACUGCAAGACCUGAAGGAAGUUUCUCUCCAGGAUAUGGAGCGAUGGAGAAGUAGGAUCUCUGACGCUAUCCAUAUUGGCCACGUGCAAGAUGAGAACAACCACGAGUAUUUGCUUGAUGAAACUCAUGGUAUUGACAUCUUAGGCGCUCUUGUCGAAGCUAGUCACGAGUCAAUCAACCAACACUUCUAUGGUAGCAUCCACAACUGGGGUCACGUGAUCACCGCUAGAGUUCUUGAUCCCGAUGGUCGCUUCCACUUGAACCCAGGUGUGAUGAGCGACACCGCUACCUCCCUCAGAGACCCCAUCUUUUACAGGUGGCACAGGUUCCUCGAUAACAUGUUCCAGGACUACAAGGAGACCCUACCGCACUACAGAAAGGAUGAGCUCGAAUUCCCUGGUGUUGAAGUUACGAAAGUUCUCGUAAGUGCUGAACACGCUAACAACAUCAACACGUUUAAAGAGAGUGCUGUGCUCAACCUUUCUCAUGCGUAUGAAUUUGGCCGAACCGGAGAUGUCAAGGUUCGCUACAACCAUCUGAGUCACGAACCUUUCGACUACAAGAUUGAAGUUGAAAAUCAUAGCAGCAGGACCAAACCAGCUACAGUUCGAAUCUUCAUGGCUCCCAAAUAUGAUGAACUAGGCAAUGAACUACACACCAAGGAUCUGCGUCGUCUGAUGAUCGAAAUGGACAAGUUCCAUCAUGAUCUGCAUCCUGGUCACAACAACAUUGUCCGCCACUCCAAGGAUUCCAGUGUGACUUUGUCUUCUGAACGUACCUUCAAUGAGUUGGCUCAUGGUGAAGGCAUCAACGAGCAUGCCAAUGAAUAUUGCAGCUGUGGAUGGCCUGAUCAUCUUCUUGUCCCAAGAGGUGAUGAAAAGGGCAUGCCUUUCCACUUGUUUGUUAUGGUGACGGACUGGCUGCAUGAUCAGGUUGGAGAUCACGGAAAGACCGGAAUCUGUGUAGAUGCUGUCAGUUACUGCGGUGCUAAGGAUCAACUUUAUCCCGAUAGGCGGCCUAUGGGAUUCCCCUUCGACAGAAGCAUUGAAAGGGAUCACUUAGAAGAAUGGGUUCUCCCUAACAUGAGAAAUACGGUGAUCACUGUCACUUACCACGAAGAUGUUCACAAAGAACACCAUUAAGGAUCUGUGUACCGUAUCCUCGUGUACUUUCAAUAUUACUAGUUCCAAUGUAUUAGUACCGUAAAUAAAACAGUAUAAAGCCUCCAAUAAUUAA
Molecule: messenger RNA, 2114 nt
Organism: Limulus polyphemus (Atlantic horseshoe crab)
Lineage: Eukaryota; Metazoa; Arthropoda; Merostomata; Xiphosura; Limulidae
Product: hemocyanin B chain-like
Exons: 9
Coding region: 104-2020 (638 amino acids)
Molecular function (GO): oxidoreductase activity
Source: RefSeq, a predicted model, not a curated record